GAUAUAUACAUAUAUAUAUAUAUAUAUAUAUACAUAUAUAUAUGUGUGUGAAACGUGUUUAGUAAAUGUAUUGAGACGCGUUCAGUUUCAGGCACGUUGAGACGUGUUCUUAGGCUCUCUUUCUCUCACUCUCUCUCUUUCUCUCUCUCUCUCUUUCUCCCUUUCCUAGUUUUACACGUUUACGUUCGAGAAAUAGCAAAAUUCACGAACGCGUCUUUACCGUGAUAGGAUACCUCUCGCGCGUGCUGAAUACAGCGACGACGGCGACUUAUUCUUCCGGUUCCUUUGUCAUUCACGUACGAAUUUUCGCGCGCGCCCGUGCCCGCGCUCUUUGGUUCGCAAGCAUCCAAUUUCAUGUAAAUGUCCCGGGUGCGAAUAGUGGCUAAAACACGAAUCAGAUUCCACACGACGACGUGGAAUUAUGUGCAUGGAUGUCCAGUUUAACGAGAAGAUGGGCGACAAGAGCACCGACGAAGACGUACAGAUCAUCGAAGCAUUCAUCAACAAAGGGUAUCGUGAAUCGACACGUCACUUCCGGACAUGGACUGGCCACUGAUCGAUCGGUAUACGCGUCAAGUAUCAAUAUCAGGGUAUUGGAACACAUCUUCGGAGACGACGGCAUCGGCACGUUCGACGGGACGUCGCGCUGUCACUGCCGCGCGGUCGACCGUCCGACCGUCGUCGACAGCGGACGCGAGGCGUCGCGUCGCAUCGCAUCGCGUUGCGUCGGGUCGGGCGAGGAGCCGAGGAGGAGGUACCCGCGCGCUUUAAUCCCAGGAAUACCGAGGCCGGUUCGAGCGCGGGCCGCCGAGGACGACACUGGCGAGAGAGCGCGAGCUUGAUACCUAACUAGCGUUGUAUGUACAGUCAGUACAGUCCGCGCAGAGAGUAGAGAGUGCCGCUCGCGUACACGUAUAUAACUAUGUACGUGGUCUAGAGAUGCCGUACUAAGGAGAUGCCUAGUAUCCCCGCGGAGCCGCGGGCGGUCGACAGCAACUCGAUUGACAGCACGUCGCCGUACAGCCUGAAAUCGAGGUUUCGCACCGAAGACCGGGAACGCGCGCGCGCGCGCGCGCGAUAGCAUGGCGCUGUCCUCGUUUGAGAGUGUCGCGGUCUUUGGGACAGCUCCGGCGGUUCGCGGAGCUACGCCCGGACGACGAGUAUGUACGUAGUCGGCGGUGGAGCGAUACCGUCUACGUAUGUACAUCUACAUCCCGUUCUUCCCCUGUUUUACCCUCGAUCGUAUCGAGCGCGAUAGUGGUGGUGGCGGUGGUGGCGGCAGCGCGCUGCUGGUGCUGGUGUCUGUGUGGAGGCGGCGGCGGUGGGUUAGUAACGAUGAUGAGAAUCUUUCGCGCCACCUGGUAUAAGAGUAUCGGCGCACAAAGUGAAACGUCGUCGUCGUCGUCGUCGUCGUCCUCGUCGUCGAGGGAAAGCGUGAAAACUGCGAGAGUCGACGCGAGUACCGAUUAGAGGGAACGACUAGAGGACACGACUUUCCUGUGCUGCGGAUCAUACGGAUUGUUCACAAUUCCACCGAUACGUCAUCUUCGUCCUUCCGCUCCUCUCCCCUCUCGUCGUGUAACAUGGAUAGCGCGCGAUACCGUCGGCGGUGCGCGUAGGUGGACGGACGAAGCUGCUGCUGCUAUUGCUGCUGCUGCUGCUGUUGCUGCUGCUGCUGUUGCUGCUGUUGCUGCUGCUGCAUGUUAUAACCUCAACGGAGGGAACAUUGUGGCGUGACGGGAUCGCCUCAGCUGCACUGCGAAAUGUGAUUUCGCGCUAUUCAAUCCAAGGGUGACCCUCUCGAGCGUCGAGGAUGAGGAACGGCUUCACCGACAUACCGGUCGCGAGUGCCGACAGCAGCACGGACGCCAUAUGGCUCGAGAAGAGCAGUCCGUCGCGGAUGGCACCCGAACGAAUGUCACUGAAUUUUGAGAAAGUCGUCGUCAAGCAAGAACGUCCAGACGAUGCGGAAAUCCGUGAAUUGGCUGCCAAAAUGGUGGAAGCACACAAGGCGAAAAUGCUGGCGAACAUGCCAGCAGUACAACAACAACAACAACAACAACAACAACAACAACAGCAGAGGCAGCAGUGUCUUAUACCGCAGCCUAAUCUUCCCGGUAUUCUUGGAUAUCUGCAUAAACGACCAACUGAUGGGUCAUCCGCUCCGAAACCGCCGACCGGUGGUUUGGAAAGUAAAGUGCCGACGCCGGACGACGACAGCCAGCGGGGACGUUUCGGUUGGACGAGCUUUGACGAAUGUCACAUACCUUAUAUAUUUCGCUCCGGUGAAAAGUAUUGCGCCGUACGCAUCCUAGAAUCUAAGCUUCUCAACAAGUACCUGAGUUUUCUUCAUUCGGACAUCUACAGUUGCACAUGUAUAAGGAGUUAUUACAUUACGGAGGCUGAGAGCAAGUUAUUUAAUGAGAUUAACACCAAGCACUGCGAGAAUCAAUUCGGGAGGGACGUGUUUACGUGUAAGGACCUGGUGGUGCGUUUAUCGGACGCCAAGGAAUUUUAUACAUUUCUCGAUGUGUGUUAUACCAAACUGACCGCCGGUACCAAUCCGAACGUGACAAGCGGACGCAAAGCGGAGAAAUGUGGUUUCAUACGAAUAAACAAAGAGUCUGUAGUACCUUACACGGUAAAGGACAGUCUGCAAUAUGUGCCGCUGUUUUAUUUUGAGGGCGAGACGGAAAAUCUCAAGCUAAAAGCGGAAAAACUUGAGGGUUGGGAUUUGUCGUAUUUGAAAUUUUGCUGCAAAGUACAGGGUAUACGUAACGAACUGUUUGCGAGUGAAACGUGUUCGGUAAUUAGUUUGAGUGACAUUAAGAGUUACUUUCCACCGGGUACCGGCUUCGAGGAUUACUGGCCGACCAAAGUUAUGGACUCACAGUUAUUGGUGAACAGCAACGGAAGCGGUACCGGUGGUGGAUGGACAAAACAGCCACCUACACCGCCGGCAACUAAACCUCCCUCCGUGCAGAACGCGAACAAAGUGGCACCACCUCUAAACACGCGUACCGUACCAAUGCCUAAUAUGAUGCCACGGGGGAAUGUCGCGAGUACGGCACCGCAGAUGCCGCGAAUAGGACAGCCGAGGCCUGUAGUGACGCACCCCGCGCAUUCCUCCCCAUCGGGACUUCCCACCGGUAGAUCAAAUAUGCCGGUAGUGUCGCAACCUAUGCUGAAUACCGUUCAAGGUGUGGUUAACGGCCAUUGGUCAGGCCUCGUUGGUGGUCAACCUACCUUUCAAACGGCACUCACUCCUCAGGCCAGCAUCAUACGAGCGACUCUGAAUAAUGUGAUGCACAACCCACAGAUGACAACUGCUCCCAAAAGCUAUUCUCAACAGUCUAGAAGUAGAGGGAGCAGUAGUGGAGCAGCAGCUCAGUAUCCUGGAGUAUACUCGACAACAACUAUGCAAGGGGUUGCUCAAGUCCAACCACCACCUCUUAUACGAGCAACUGUUCACUCCAAUCAACCGAAUCUCGGUUAUCCCACCUAUGGGAAGGAUGACUGGGUGACCACGACAUAUACAACACCUACGUUAGGUGUACCUAAUGCAGUCACAGCAACUACAUAUCCACAAAUGCUUGGUUUAAGCGAACAAGUUCAAGCUUUAAUGCCAGUACCUACAUCAGCACCAAAUUUAUUACAUCCACAAAGGCAUACGCCAUCUGUGCAUAACACAUCUCAUUCGAAAUAUCCACCUCCUCUGAUACCAGUUAAUGGUAGCAGCGGCAGCGGCAACAAUAGCGGUUCCAGGGACACCCGAGGGAAGAAACCACUGAUACCAAUAUCGGAUCCACAACAUAUUACUACUUGUCAUGUACAACCAUACCAAAUACAGAAAGCAUUACUUGAAGAAAAAAUGGUACCCUGUAUUAAUUUCAAACCUUACAUCUAUAGCGAAUUACUGAUGACACUUCCUGACUUCGUUUCCAAUUUUUUUCCUGCUUGUGACAUCGAGAGUUGUAGACAAGUUCUUACAGAUGUACUACAUAUAGAAUUAUAUCAAGGAAAUAGACUGCAAAUGAAGAUGUUAAUGGAAGCAGGCAAAUGUUCUUCAUUAACAGAAGAUCUACCUUUAAUCCAUAUUAGGAGUAUAAUGAAAUAUAUGCCACAAUUCAAGUAUAUGUUCAAUAGAGGAGAUAUGGUCAUGCCUUCCCUAGCUCAUUCGUCCGAAGAGCACCCUGCCAAAAAGCGUCAACGUACCAGCUAGGAUUGGCUACAGCCUUACUGGCCUACUUAUGACUAUUAUCAUUCGGCAUUCUAAAGCCGAUAUUCUCAUGAUCGUAUUUUGGAACGCCUUUGAAAGUUAGGUGCAUCUAAAUACAAGUAUAUAACGUCGCGUAUGAUGCGCGACAAAAUUUACAUUGAUUCUGACGAAUUCAAAGUGUAAAGUGACACAGUGGUGAGAGCUAUUUCUUUCUCCAAAGUGUAUUGAAGAGGACGUGACCUGUAAAUAACAUUGAAACGUGUAAAUUUAAAAUAUGAUUGACAAUUCAGAUUUGCUUUCUACGUAGAAAGAUUUAUUUCAAUAGUCGACAUUAGAUGUCGCUUUCGAUCCAAUUUUCAUGUAAACAUCUACUCUUCUCGUACCUUGACAAUGAAUCGCCGGAUAUGCGUAAUUAUAGUGUUCUGUGGCUUGGGAAAGAUGUAAAGGGUACAUAUAUAAUUAAAUUGUAUCUUUUGUCAAAUUGUCAUUAAAAUUUUUUUGACGUGGGCCGCUGUUGAAACAAAGCGCUUUACUUGCGUGCAUCUGUCAUUUGUCAAGACAAUAACGAUAAAGGAGGGAAUUGUCGACAUGAAAAUCGAGUCGAAAGUUGCAUCUGACGUCAAUCAUUGAUUUAUUUUAUUUCUAUUUUUGAGAGAUCUGUUAUAAUGUAAAAAUGAUUAUACUGUUACACAACAAAAUAGACCUAAAAUAGAGAACGGUCUUAUUUUCAAAUUAAAUGUAUCCUAUCAUUCCACAUAUACACAUACUUUUGUCCCUCUCUUCCACACACACAUACACACACACACACACACACGCGCGCGCGCGCGCAAACAUGUGAGUGCGCAACAUACAAACAUUUCAUGUCUACCUCUUUGCACAACAGUGAAUACUAUUCUUUUAGACUUCAAUUUUGCGUGUGUUCUUAUUGUGCAUUAGUAUCUUGUGUGUAUAAAAAAGUAAAAGUUCUAUUUUAAAGAAAAUUCGGAGAAAGAAAAGGCUAUUGUCCCAUUUAUUGUAAAUGGGACAUAAUAAUGCUAUAGAGUUAUUCAGAAUGAAUAACCUAUUUUGCAUAUUAAAUGUAUAUCAAUAAAAAAAGCGAAAAAUGGAAGUAAAGCUUCUUCAAGUUCCUAGCUAUUACUAGUGCGUAUCCUGAUAACUAGCUACAAGCUAAUUUCAAAGCGUUAGAUCAUUCAUUUAUUGCUAUAAUUUUGCGUGAGUUUUUAUACCAUUUUCUUAAAACUCGUUAAAAAGCGUUAAGGUAAUUUAUUGAUGAACAGUUUUCGUUUCGAGUGUUUAAAAAAUAUAUUGUGUAUACAAGAAUGUGGUGACGUACUGAGCGAAAUAAUGGAACGGAACAUGCCUACUUAAUGUGAAAAGAUAGCAGUGAGCAAUAUCUCAUGGAGAGAGAUACAUUUGUAGGAUAUAUGAAUAAUGUACAAGAUCUGACACUGUCAUACAACUGAUAAGAAAAUAAAACUGAUCUUUUUGUAUCUUUUUUUUAAAUAUAAUUAAGAAUAAUAUUUCGCCAUAUUGCUGCUGCAUCUUUCAGACAUCGCACUUUUGUUUUAAAUAUUUCGAAAUUUCUAAAAUUUGUUACGCAAUGAUAAAAUUUAAUAAUUUUUGAGUUUGUUGAAGACAAGUAUCUCGUGAUGGGUUUAGGUGAAAAUUUAUUGUCGAGUGGAAAAGACUGCGUCUAUAUAUAAAAAUAUAAAAAGUUUGUAAAAGUGUACGACAAACAAUAUAUUUAUUAUGCCAAAUGCGUUAUACGCAUCAAGUGUGAUACCCAAUGUACGAUAAAGAAAGAAACGUUAUGAGUCCAAAAUUGAGGCGGUUUCGCUAAAAGCGAAGCUUUAUUGUGCAAUUGUAAUUGUUUCGCACCUUUAACCCAGUUCACAGAUACGUUAAAUUUAUGUACGCAUUUGAAAAUGCCCAACGCAUAUACAAAGCUGUUAAGAUAUUUAUAUGAAUAUAACACGAAAAUGCGACAAAAAAAGAACGUUCAAAUGAUGAAAAGAAAUCUGAUAUUGGAACCACGUUAAAAUAGUCUUCCACUUAUGAUUCAUAUAAAUACACACAAAUCAAAUUAUA
This is a messenger RNA of Acromyrmex echinatior (Panamanian leafcutter ant), 6307 nucleotides long. RefSeq lists its product as hypothetical. NCBI's taxonomy places the organism in Eukaryota, Metazoa, Arthropoda, Insecta, Hymenoptera, Formicidae. The record is from RefSeq and is a predicted model, not a curated record.